Messenger RNA from Misgurnus anguillicaudatus (oriental weatherfish), 2441 nucleotides. Lineage: Eukaryota; Metazoa; Chordata; Actinopteri; Cypriniformes; Cobitidae. The record is from RefSeq and is a predicted model, not a curated record.
UUUUAUUUGUUUUUAUAUGUUUUAUUUAUCAUGUUUGAUAUACCAAGUUAUCUUCAUUUGUAAAAACAGUCUUAUUUUGUUUUUAUUUUUAACAUUUAACAGGCUUUUAAAUGUGUAUGUAUACGAUACAGGAAUUUUUAAAACGCUACCUCCCUACCAACAUUUUGACCAGAUCGACCAGCUUUGUAAGUGUUUUAAGUAUAUUUUCAAGUAAAUUUCCUGAAUGAUCAUAUGAGCACAUUUAUCUAUGUAUAUUUUAUAUUACACGUUUAUUCCAAAUUAGUGAAUUCUACUUUGAUAAAUAUUGAAGAGCAAAGCGACACUAGGAACAGCGAUCUGCAAGUUAAUAACCCCGCAAUAAAUGAGGUUUCUCAAGGCUUUAAUGAGGGCUGCGAACUGCAAGAUGCCGCAUUACUAGUCACACAACCAGGAUUUGUACCACAGAAAACCUCUACAAAAUCUUCAAGACUUAGUCUUAGUCGGAAACGUAAGCAGGCCCGUUCUAUUACCAGUGAUAAAAGGACAUGCCCGGACCAUACACUAGUUUCUGAUGUGCAACCUCUGGAUACUACCACAGAUUUCAUUAAAACAAUUGAUUUCUAUACAGAAAACCUGUUAGGAGCUGGAGAUGUCACAAAUUCAUGGUCUGCAGCGUUGGCAAGGUCCUCAGAAGCUAACGGUGAUGCAAUAGUACCGGUAGUUACUACCGUACUGCCAUCGUCUUUGGACUCGCAGACAUCUGUGACUGUUAAUCUGCCAAAUGUGGUUGGUGCCGGUGUUGAGGAUGGAUCUUCUGUGAUUUUUGAAACAUCUCUACCUACAAACCAGGAACAUUUCAUCAAUGAGUUGUUGCAGGAAUUGACAGCUCGAGUGAGAAGACUGACUGAAGGCGUCGCAGCCAUAAUUUCGUGGUCUAAAGAUCAAGAGUUAUUGACCAGACUUAUAUUUGAAGCUCACAAAAAGACUUCUGAAGAACAAAACUUGGUGAACAGAGUGCUGCUUGAUCGCUUGAUGGACGUUGAAAAAGCCCAGAGAAAGGAGUUCGACGUACAGCGAAGCACGGUAAUACUGAUUCAACAAGUUAAAGAUGCUGUUUCACACAAUAAUGGUUUAUAGUUGAAAUAAGUGUUGUUGUUGCUGGGUUUUUAUUCUACUAUUUUGCAAAGUUGUUUUAAAUGUGUUUUUUAAAUAUGUUUUGAUUAUUUUUGGUGUUGCUGGGUUUUUAUUCUACUAUUUUGCGAAGCUGUUUUAAAUGUGUUUUUAAAUUUUUAGCGAAGCUGUUUUAAAUGUGUUUUUAAAUAUGUAUUUGGUUAUUUUUGGUGAUGCUGGUUUAUAGUUGAAAUACUUGUUGUUACAGAGGUUUUCUACUAUUUUGUGAUACCGGUUUAAUUGCGAUAUAUAUAUAUAUAUAUAUAUAUAUAUAUUUUGGAUUGCAAGUUUUAUUACGGUUAAGAGUAAUUUAAGUGUUUUUUAUUUUUUAUUUUUGUUUGGCUAUAUCGACAUUGGCUAACGUUAAUUUGUAAUACUAUUUUGGGUAUAAUCAGAGAAAAUAUCUGUGUAAUCCUGGAGAAGUUCUAAAUAUUUUUGAAAAUGGCUGGUAAAAGAGUGCAUUCAGAUGAUGAUCUACAUAGCUGUCAAGAAAUACCUACUGUAAGGGCUAGGCAUGAGACUGAGGCUGAAAUGUUUGCUGCUGCACAAGACCAAUUACUUGAAACGGUAAACGAAAUGAUUCGGUCAUAUGAACAAAGAUUUGAAACAAAUUUGUUACAAACAGGCUAUGGUGUAGUAAAUCCUAACGAUAAUUCUAACACGACAGACACCCUUACGGGUUUAAGUCAGAGUGACGUAGACACGCUAGUGCGUGAUGGAGGGACAGUAAGUGAUUACACAAUAGUCCCGAGACCCUAUUUUAAUGGUCUAGAAAUCCACAGAAAUCUAAAUUUGCGCGAGAUCAUAACCACAGAUUUGGCAGCGUACACUAUAUUUGUUCAAAAUAUUCUGUCGGAAAUGGUUUCAUUCUCCAGGCAGAUAGGAGAUGAUAAUUGCUUCAUUAAUAUCAGUCUAAAAGGCGACAGUCUCAAAUCUGACGUUAACGCUAUACUGUGUCCCGGUAACGACUAUGAUGAAAAUCGUUUUAUCGAUCAGUUUGAAUCGGUUGCACAAAGUAAUGAACAGGUGUUGGCAGAUGACAGUUUGCAACUGCAUGUAUCAAUAGCAAGAAGUAUGAAUGGAGGGGCUCGUAUGUCAGAAAUAAAAAGAAUUUCACACUGAAAAACAAGUCAGUUGUUAAGAAGUUCCGUGUCGUUUAUGACAGAAGCAUCUUGCUUACACGUCGAGACCCUUUGGCUAUUGAAACAUGUCUUACGGUAAUCGGGGUAUGCAAGGUAUAGAGGGGUUUGAUUUCAGAAUUCAACAUCCUUUCUCCAUGGUAAUCGCGGGUC